Amaranthus tricolor (Joseph's coat) is the source of this 1697-nucleotide messenger RNA. RefSeq lists its product as uncharacterized. The transcript has 10 exons. NCBI's taxonomy places the organism in Eukaryota, Viridiplantae, Streptophyta, Magnoliopsida, Caryophyllales, Amaranthaceae. Bases 244 to 1371 code for a protein of 375 amino acids. The record is from RefSeq and is a predicted model, not a curated record. Gene Ontology annotation, molecular function: nucleotidase activity.
CUCAUCCUACUAAUAAUUAAGACAGCAAUCUAUCCCCUGUUUCACCCGCUCUCCUUUUCCCUCUCUCCCCCUUUCAAAUUCCUCUGCUCUCUCUCUCUCUCACUCUCUCUCUAUCAACACCACUCCGUUUAAUCCGGUUCACCAUCUUCAAACAUUGAAAUUCCCCAACUGUAAUUUCCCCCUAUUUCAAUAAUCAAAUUCCAAUUUAUUUUUUCCUUUGAACUUUUUGAAAUAUUGUUGAAAAUGACAACCGUGAAGAACAAUUUCAUGCCACCCAACUUAAUUUCAAACCUUAAUCAGGCACUUUUAAGAAGGAAAGAUGUCGAACAAGAUGAAUCAUCUGAACCCACUACGUCUUCUUCACAGGAUGAAAAUGUGAACCCUAAUGUAGAAGAAGACUGUACAAAACCCAGGAUUUUGGUUACUAAUGGUGAUGGAAUUGAUUCCGUUGGUCUUACCUACAUUGUUGAAGCUCUUGUUAAGGAGGGUCUUUAUGAUGUCUAUGUUUGUGCCCCUCAAAUGGAUAAAUCAUCAUCCGGGCAUGGUGUGACCUUUGGAGAAACAAUAGCUGUAAGUUCUGUUGAAAUGAAUGGUGCCACAGCUUUUGAGGUUUCAGGAACACCUGUUGACUGUGUGUCGUUGGCAUUAUCUGGUGCUCUAUUUACUUGGUCCAAGCCUAUGCUGGUGGUUAGUGGAAUUAACAAAGGAUCAAGUUGUGGGCAUAAUAUGUUUUACUCUGGUGUUGUUGCUGGGGCUAGAGAAGCAUUGAUUAGUGGCGUACCUUCAAUUUCCAUAUCAUUGAAUUGGAAGAAGGACGAAAGCCAGGAAAGUAAUAUCAAGGAUGCUGUGUCUCUUUCACUGCCAGUAAUUAAGGCCGCUAUCAGGGAUAUACAAAAUAGUGUAUUCCCUAAAAAUUGUGCAUUCUGCAUACAGAUCCCAACAUCUCCUUCGUCAAAUAAGGGUUUCAAGGUGACUAAGCAAAGCUUGUGGAGAUCUACUUUGUGUUGGCAAGCAACAUCUACCAAAAAACAUCCAUACAUGUCUAACCAACAUGGUUUAGGCUUCCAGCUUGCACAGCUUGGUCGAGAUGCAUCUGCUGCUGGUGCAGCUCGUCAUGGGAUCGGUCAAAAGAAAAAUCUAGAGAUUGAAUCUGUUGGGGCUGCUGGAAAACACAAGUCGGGCCAGAAUAAAAAGUAUUUCCGCCUUGAGUUUAUUGACAAAGAAUCUGAUGGAAUGGAUGAAAAUUCAGAUGUCAAAGUACUUGAGAGCAAUUUUGUAGCUGUUACUCCCGUGUGUCUUUCCCCAUACCCUGAAUCAGACGUUGAAACAUCAGCUGCAGAAUGGAUUAUGUCUGCGUUCAAAGAAGACUAACGAGAGGCUCAGGAGUUUUCUCACAUAAUUUGAACAAGCUAUCGAGCAAUAUACUAAGAGAGCACGCGGGUCGUUUUAGGUCCAUAUUUUCGACUUGUCUUUCCUUUCUAAUCCUGGUUUUGGAAGCUUAAGAAAUGCUUCCUAAUUUUAGUAUGUUGUAAAAGACUUUCUCUUCUUGUUCUCCCACCAUUUCAAGUUGGGAGUCUGGGGUUAUUUCGAACUAAGCAGCUCUCUUAUGGCUUGCAGCUUUUGGCUGUUGUAUUUAAACAAAUUUUGUAAUCAAGGUUUCCUACUAAACUAGACAUUUGAUCUAAUAUUGUUUCUGU